AUGUUUCCGCUUGCACCCGCUCUCGUCCUCGCUUUCAUCUCUUUUAUAGCUUCAGCAUUCACCAUUCUUCGCAUUGUUAUCCCAAUUCUACCUCCGCAUCCACUAAGCAAACGUGUUUCACCAGCCGAAUUUGGUUUGCCAACGUUCCGAUCGCUCUCAGCUGCAGACAAGUCCCAUCUCUGGUUGGCAAGUCUCGACGUCGUUGCCCUAGCUGUUUUUGUAUGGCAGAUUGUCGCAGAGUCGACAGGUGGACCGGCCGGACUCGCUCUUGCCACCGAUCCAGCCUCAGCGAUUAGGCUGUGGAUUGCCGUUACAAUUCGACAAACAUGCCUCCUUAUUGUCGUGUCUAUUACCCUCCUUCAUGUGCGCAUGGCGCAGUCCGUUUCCUUCGGUGGAAAGCACUGGAUGCUGUGGUGCCCUACAGCUCUCCUGGUCAUAACCUCGACCGCCGUCGCCGGAUUGUUGUCAGGAACUGGGAUGGAUACGCUAUUUGUCGGUUUGACAGCAUAUUCCGCCACCAUCGCCGUCUUGAGCGGCGUCGCAUUUGCCUGCCUCAUCCGCACCCUUUUCACCAUCAAGAAGAACCUGUCUCCUCUCAACGAGGCUUCAGAUUCGUGGCCACCUGUUCGUCAAGUAGAAGAGAAGCCACGACCCUCAUUCGCCACUGAAGACAUUGACGCUAUUCGUGAUGGCGCAUCCUGGCUCACCUCCAACCCAAGUUCUCGCAGGAAUUCAGCGUCUGCAUGGUCUUUUUCGACUCACAACACAGGAACCACGGCUCAGCAAUAUGGUCGUCCUCAAACACAAGGCCACCCAUCUGUUCCGUCGAAGUCUUCCUUCUGGUUUGGUUCCACGACCCCGAAUGACAUUCAAAUCCCUCCAGUUCCACCUCUUCCUUCGCCCUAUGGUCCAACUUCUCCAACGUCUGCUGGUCUCGCUGAAGUCGAUCCUUUCCGAAGAGACCUUCCUCCCCUCCCACAUCAACAAAAACCUCGCUACGGUUCGCAGACUUCAUGGUUGACGUCGUCUCACGGGUCCCACACAACCAUUUCCUCUUGGUCAUACCCUACGACACACCACGAAGGAUCCAUACUCUAUCCUAGCACUCCCGAUCUUCACACUGCCCUCACCGCCAACAAUUCACGUCUAGUUACCCCUGCACUUGCCAAUGCUCAAGUUCUUGGUGGCUAUGGUUAUGCUCCUGGAAACAUGGAGGCAGAGAAAGGGUUGGCUGCUUUAGCUACGCCAGCUGGUACAGUGGUUCAAAUUUCGAUGUUGCCUGCUUUGACUUGGUCAGUGAUGAUAUCGCUUCCUCUUGGUUUUGCACUUCCUUACCUUGUUAUUCUUUCACAGCACAACUUGCCAUCCACCGUUGUUCAAACUCUGUUCGUUUUGUCGAUAACACUUUCCUCCCCACUUUUAGUCCUUAACCUCCUUCUCGGCUCUCCGCUUCCCAUCCCGAUCGGUUUGUUCGAUGUCCGUGGUGAAUCUGACGAGACAAGUAACCUUCCUUUGCCAACUGGAAGCUUCCCACCUCGCAAGUUCUCUCAUGAGUACAAGCGCAGCACCAGUUGCAGUGUGACUGUUGUCGAAGGCCGCCGCAGCGGUGACGUUUGGCUCAGCAAGGGUGACGCCAUCGAUGGCAAGGGAAAGUUUGGCAGGGCCAUGAGCAUGUUGUCGGCGACUCCCAAGCUAUCUGUUCUUCCGCCUGAGGAAAAUGACGACGAAUUGGACAUGCCACCCAUCCCCUUCCAAAACGACGAUUCCUCUCUUCCUGUUCACAUCCACGGAACUCCUCAAUCUGAAAACAGCGUGCAGUUUGGAAGAAUGAGGCCAAAUUCAAAGACAAGUUCUCACAAUUCUGCUGCCGAUGAAAGCAUGGUAUUUGCUACGAAGAUCAUGAUCGCCCAGAGGCACUAUUCAGCACUUGCCCAGACGGUCGUCGUGUCAGGACAAUCAGCCAACGGUGCAAAUCGAGAGUCUUUGGGAGCCAGCACUUUGGUUAGUUCUGCGUCCGGUUCGAACAGCAAACGUGCCAGUCAUUCGUCCCAUCUUCGAUCCCGCUCUGUGACCUCCAUCAUCAACAACGGUCCUUCAACUCCGACCGAACGCGAAGGUUUCAACAUCAGUCCACCUCCUUCAUUUCCUCUUCCGCCCACGCCUCCGAACGUUCGGGCGGCUCGUCUUGCGAUGCUCGCGCACAAGAAGUCAUUCUCCUCUGGAUUUUCGCUCAAUGGUGUCGAUGACAUGAAUGAACUCAAUGAGAUUGAUGCGUUGACUGCCGGAGUUCUCCCUCUUCUCGUACCUGGUCUUACUGUUGGUAGUGAAAUGAAGAUCAAGGAUGGAGAUUAUUCGCCCCCUGGUACUUUCAGCAAGGGCAAGAAGGUCGCCAAGAAGCUUGCGGAGUUCGGCGCGGACUUUUCAUCUCCUGAAGUCCAUUCAACUCCCGCGAGACGGCGCAAUCCUCGAGCACGAAAGGAAUCCGGACACAAGAAGAACCACUUCAGUCUGCCGAGUUUGAGCCUCGGAAAGGAAAGCUUGCACUCUCUAACUGCAUGGGGUGCUGAAAUUCGAAAUGCUCUCGAAACCAGGGUUGGACAAUACACUGCCGUUCCCAGUCAUGUCGACCUGGGACGCAGGAACACUGUUUCUGGCACUGAAAAUUUGAUGAACGCUACCUCCGGCCUACAGUCUGUUGAAGAGGAAGAAGAUAAGCAGAGCCAACCUCCCGCAGGUUUGGCACGAAGCAUGUCCACUCGCUCGCUAGGUCUCCGCGCUGACGUACCUCACAACGUUGAUACCGCUCGGUCGUCGAUUGCUAGCAUUGCCAACAUGCCUCCUUCGGCUGCCUCCACGAUUACCUUGUUCGAAGAGUUCGAAGCCGGAUUGCAAUCAAGCACGAAUGCUGAGAGUACGCCCCAUAACACUGUUACGCAGAAGUCGACCACUCGCCACCCACCUCCCCCUAUGCCCGAACGGCCUCGCUCGAGCAUUCGCUACAUCAAAUCCGAUUAUAUCCAGAACGACCCCGUCACUUACCCCAUGGAAAACGUUAUGAAUGCCAACGAACCAUCCACCUCAGGGAUAUCCCCGAUCGCGUCCCGUUCUGUGCGGCCUCUAGUGCCCAAGGCAAGCAAGCUGCGACGUACAUCUUCUGGCUCAACCUCGCCUAAGGAGGGUGGUCUUCGCCAGCUGACACUACUGCAGGAUCGUGGCAAUGUUUUCAACAGCAACGCAAAUGCCAACGCGCCCAUAUCCCAGAUCCGCCCUUUGACUUUGGGCAAGAGGCAGAAGUCCCGCGUCGCUGCCCAACAGGAUGAAAACGCAAACCCCGGUGCCAGCCCCAGAGCUAGCAAGAAUAUCAAGGGUUUGACCCUUUCGCGAUCUGAGACCUCGAAGCAACGAGCCGUAUUGCGCCAAAAUGAAGUUCUUCCUGACGUCGUCGUCCGGCCUCCCUCGAUGACGGACCACACUGGCUUUGUCUAUAGUUUCCGUGACUGA
Messenger RNA from Cyclocybe aegerita, 3501 nucleotides. NCBI's taxonomy places the organism in Eukaryota, Fungi, Basidiomycota, Agaricomycetes, Agaricales, Hemipholiotaceae. The record is from the annotation of a GenBank genome assembly.